AUGGCAUUCGAGCCGCGCAGCCCAACCUUCGCAAGAUAUGGCGGUGAACACCAGCCGCUGCUGGCCUACAAGGAUGCUGUCGUGGGGAUCCCUGGCAGUCUUGAGAUCGCAGACGAAGCUGAGCCUCAUGUCGUCGAGGAGCUCAAGACACUGCUCAGACUUGUGUACCCAGUCGUUGUGACCACAGCGCUCGAGUUUUUACCAGGUUUUACGUGUAUUAUACUAGCAGGCCACAUCCAGUCGCCUCAUACGCAGCAAUACGUGGACGCUGCCACUCUGUCGACGAUGUUCAUGAACAUCACAGCGUACUCCAUCGGCUUUGGGCUCACAUCAGCUCUAGACACGCUCUGCUCUCAAGCAUACGGUGCUAAACGGUUCGGGAAGAUCGGGAUCUACUUCCAAGCUGGUCUACAGAUAAUCGGUGCCUGCCUCGGCCCGAUUUUUCUCGUCAACUGGUACUCCGAGAGCUUUUUACUCUUCAUGGGCCAAGACGCAGAAGUCUCUCGACUAGCUCAAAGUUUCUCACGUUGGAUGCUGCCUGGCGUGCCGUUCGUUUUCCUCUACGAGUUGGUGCGGAAGGUGCUGCAAGCUCAGAACAUCAUGAAGCCAUUGGUGGCUAUCGCGGCGAUCGGCAACGUCGUCAACAUCGUAUCAGGCUACUGGCUAACGUACCACACGUCGCUGGGCUUUGAGGGCAUCGCUCUAUCGAGAUCACUAGGGAACAUGGUGCUACCGUUUCUAUUGGUCCCGUAUUUCUACUUCCAUCCACACCAUUUGAGCCAAUGGUGGCGUGGCUGGGAUCUCAAGGAAGCGCUGGCACACGUGGCGUUGUUCUUGCGUCUGGGCGUCCCCGGCUGCUUGAUGAUGACGAUGGAGUGGUGGGCGUUUGAGCUGCUCACGCUGAUGGCUGGCGUGCUGCCGAGUGCCGUGGUGUCUGUCAGCGCCCACGCCGUGCUAGUCAACAUCAACAACACCAUCUACAUGACGUUUGCCGGUCUCGCAGUGGCCUCGAACAUUCGCGUGGGCAACUGUCUCGGCGCCAAUGCCCCCAAGCAGGCGAGACUUGCUUGCACCGUGUCGUUGACACUAACGUUGGCCAUUUCGUCCACGUUCGCGUUGCUGUUGUACGUGCUACGUCACGAGAUCCCACGCUUGUUUCUGAACGACGCUCAAGGGAUCGCUCGCGCUGCUAGUGUGCUGGCAGUCUGGGCCCCGCUCGAAGUGCUGGACGGCCUCAAUGCUGUCGUGCAAGGCAUUUUCCGCGGUGUGGGCAAGCAGAAAGUGGCUGCGACGGUGAAUGCAGUGGCCUACUACGUGUUCGGUAUACCGGUAGCUGGAGUACUGGGCUUUCAUUUCUUCUUGGGCAUCGAAGGAUUAUGGCUGGGCUUUGGCUUCGGUAUCUUUGUGGCGGCCUCGCUGCAGUUCUAUAUGCUGUUCGAGAGCUGGACGUGGGUAGAACUCGCUGAAGACGCCCAGAAGCGCACCGCCGAAUAA
This is a messenger RNA of Phytophthora infestans T30-4, 1494 nucleotides long. Its product is annotated as Multidrug/Oligosaccharidyl-lipid/Polysaccharide (MOP) Flippase Superfamily. Gene Ontology annotation, cellular component: membrane. Gene Ontology annotation, molecular function: xenobiotic transmembrane transporter activity; antiporter activity. Gene Ontology annotation, biological process: xenobiotic detoxification by transmembrane export across the plasma membrane. The record is from RefSeq and is a predicted model, not a curated record. The transcript has 3 exons. Lineage: Eukaryota; Oomycota; Peronosporomycetes; Peronosporales; Peronosporaceae. The coding region runs from base 1 to 1494 and encodes 497 amino acids.